This is a messenger RNA of Colletotrichum tamarilloi, 345 nucleotides long. RefSeq lists its product as uncharacterized. The record is from RefSeq and is a predicted model, not a curated record. Bases 1 to 345 code for a protein of 114 amino acids. Lineage: Eukaryota; Fungi; Ascomycota; Sordariomycetes; Glomerellales; Glomerellaceae. The transcript has a single exon.
AUGAUAACCUCCCGACUGACACCUCUGGCCAGAUUUGGCCUUCGAUGUUUUCCACGGCUGAUAGCGAUCCCCAAGAGACACCGAUAUCCUGAAUAUAUGAUGGAAGCAGUGAGGCGGUGGAUCCGAGUUAUGCGCUUGGCGAUAUUUCGUGAUCUCUGCAGUCUCCGGCUACGACGUCAAACCACAUUAACUGGCCGAUCCCCUCCAAUGAUGAGCUUGUUGGCCAAACUGUGUUCAACACCAAUAAAGGCCUACCAAGAAGACGGAGUCGUUAUCGAUUUGUGCAUUCCUAGAAGCAGGCCAAUCCAGUACCAAUUCCUGUAUCUACAAGCGUUGGGGAAUUGA